Molecule: messenger RNA, 12294 nt
Organism: Poeciliopsis prolifica (blackstripe livebearer)
Lineage: Eukaryota; Metazoa; Chordata; Actinopteri; Cyprinodontiformes; Poeciliidae
Gene: map1aa
Product: microtubule-associated protein 1Aa
Exons: 7
Coding region: 118-7824 (2568 amino acids)
Biological process (GO): axonogenesis; dendrite development; regulation of microtubule depolymerization
Cellular component (GO): microtubule associated complex; cytosol; dendrite
Molecular function (GO): microtubule binding; actin binding
Source: RefSeq, a predicted model, not a curated record
AAUAUGACCGAAGUGAUUCCUGAGAUCCAUCCAAUCAGAAGCCAUGACGUCACAUAGCCACAUCAAGGCCCACCCAAUCAGACGCGUUGCCACGCCCAGAGCCCAUCCUGCCCCGUCAUGGUGCUCGCUCCGGAUGCAGUUGUCAUGGAGAUGGGAGAGAGCUCGGCGUCCGCUGCCGGCGCUGUUACCAUGGAGACCCCGGGCUCGGCGGAGCGGGCGGAACCGGACCGGAUCGGCGUCCCGGCGGUCCGGAGCAGAAACCACCGGCUGCUGCUCGCGAUCGGAGAGAUUUCCACCGACUAUCACCUGGAAGCGGCGCGGAGUCAAAUCACAGGCGGUCUGCUUUCCUGGAACGUCGACUUGUCUGUCUGCGACCUGAACAAGGAGCUACAGCUGUUCAGGAACAGACACACCGCUCAGUUUUCUUCUCAGGUCAAAGGUCAGAGAACGCUGCAGUACCAGAGCGACGUCCUGCAGACGGUGGUGCUGGUGAACCCGACACAGGAGGCGGUUUCUCUGGAGACGACUGCUCUGAUCACUGACUCUGCUGCUAAUAAGUUGCUAAUUCUGAGCGGCCAGAGCUCCGACCAGGGAGGCGAUAUUCUUCUGCAAAGUGGAGUCUUCGGUUGGCAACAGUUUUCUGACAUCAUCUCCAACCCUCAAGUUGUUGAAGUCUUGUCCAGGGUCUCCUCGCAGCUGCUGACCAGACUUACUGUUUCCUGUCAAGGAGACGGCGGCUGGAGCUCCCUGGGCCAAAGCCAGGAGCAGCAGCCACUGCUUAAUAUUCUCGAGUAUUGCUUAAACCCAGAGCCCCGACUCCCAGAAAUGGACGGGGUCACAGAGUUCACAGAGUAUGUCUCGGAAACGGUGGAUGUACCAUCACCCUUCGAGCUUCUGGAGCCGCCGACGUCCGGUGGGUUUCUAAAGCUGUCCAAACCCUGCUGCUACAUAUUCCCUGGAGGCAGGGGGGACUCCGCUCUGUUUGCCGUCAAUGGAUUCAACAUCCUGGUGGACGGCGGGUCAGAGAGGAAGUCCUGCUUCUGGAAACUAGUCCGACACCUAGACAGGGUCGAUUCCGUCCUGCUCACCCACAUCGGUGCAGACAACCUACCAGGGAUAAAUGGGCUGUUCCAGAGAAAAAUUGCAGAGCAGGAGGAAGAGAAAAACCAAGGGUCUGGUUCCAGUAGUAAUGGUGACUGGAUGAAGAACUUGAUCUCCCCAGAACUUGGGAUCGUGUUUUUCAACGUCCCAGAGAAGCUAAAGAUGCCAGAGUCAACUCUCAAAGUGAAGCGGAGCAUUGAAGAGGCAUCUCUCACACUGCAGUACCUCAAUAAGCUUGGCAUCACUCCUGAACCUCUUCACAGGACAGUCAGUAACACUAUUGAACCAAUAACACUGUUCCACAAGCUUGGUGUGGGAAAGUUAGACAUGUACAUCUUAAACCCUGUGAAGGAAAGCAAAGAGAUGCAGUUUCUGAUGCAGAAAUGGGCAGGAAAUAGCAAAGCCAAGACAGGAAUCACCAUGCCCAACGGCAAGGAGGGAGAAAUAUCUGUGCCCUAUUUAACGUCAGUCACUGCUCUGAUUGUUUGGAUCCCACAUCGACCCACAGAAAAGAUAGUGCGUGUGCUGUUUCCUGGAAAUGCGCCACAAAAUAAAAUCUUUGAGGGGCUUGAGAAGUUGAAACAUCUGGACUUCCUGCGAUACCCAGUGGCCACUCAAAAAGACAUAUCAUCUGGCGCGCCACCGCCAAUCAUCAAGCAAACUAAAAUAAGGUCCAGAACAGACAGCAAAGAAAGUCUCAAAUCCUCACCUAAACCCCAUGUUAAAGCAUCUAAGAAAGAAGCUGGCGGGCAGGAGGAAGAGUCAAGAAGUGACGCCAUAAAAGAGAAUAAAGUGGAAAAGAAAGAGGAGAAGAAACCCAAAAGUAAUAGUUUAAAAGCCACCAAACAGCAGAGAAACAGCGAAGUGGCUCCUGGAACCGAGAAGACGGCAAAAAAGAAAAUUUCCAAGGAAAAGGCUUCAAAACAAGAGAAAGCAUCUAAAAUGGACGAAAAGAAAGACAAAGAGAAAAAAGACACCAAGAAAGAAAAGGUAAAGAAAGAUGAAAAAAUAAGAAAGGAAGACAAAAAAGAGAGUAAAGCAAAGGAAGACAAGAAGAAGGAGCCAAGUAAACCAGAGCUUAGAAAAAUCACCAAACCCGACCUGAAGCCGCUCACGCCUGAAGUGAGAAAAACCCUGAACAAGGCCAAGAGUCAGGCUAAACCCAAAACUGAUAAAAAUAAGGCAGGCAAAGAGGAAGCAAAUGGGAAAAAGCCUGUUCCAAAGAACAUCCCGGAUGAGGUUGCAGCGGCAGCUCUGGCUGACAGGUCCAUUGUGUCCUCACCUGAGGACCUCACUGAGGACUUUGAGGCACUCAAACAAGAGGAGAUGUCCAUCCAGAAGACUGGAUCUGUCCAGAAUGACGUGAUGCCUGGAGCUCCAGCUCACCUAGAUGCUAAAGCUUCUCCUCAAGCUGUAACAAGUGAGAAACUAGCAUCCUCAACCACUGAGACAAAGCCUACUGGAUCUAAAUCCCCUGUCAUCCAAGAAGACAAGAAUGACAAACAAGUUACUGCUUCUCUACAAAAAGAUGUGAGUCAUGGGUUUGACAAGAAAUACGAGGAGGAGAAAAUGGAGAAAUAUGACAUUUUAAAAGAAAAUGUGACUGACAGAUCAAAGAAAAGUGAGAGCUCAGAGGAGGAGGGUGAUGUGAUAGAAAAAGCGGAACUAGAAGGAACAGAAGAUGAUGAGGUCUUGAAGUUUAAAACAGAGGAGGUGAAAAAGGAGUGGGACACCAAACCUGUGACCGCAGCCCCCCUACCCGCCUCUGCCUCGGAGCAGUUCUCCUUCAUCCAAGACGAGACCAUCCCUGGUUACUCGGAGACAGAGCAGACAAUUUCCGACGAGGAAAUCCACGAGGAAACUGAAGACAAGAUUCCACAACUGCGCUAUGAUGUGGGCUCCUACGACAUUUCUGUUCCAGAUGUUCCUGGUACAUUUGAAUCCAUGCAUGGUAUUAAAGAGAUGAAAAGCUCUACAGUUUCCGAUGUUCCAGAUGUCAAACCUAAAACUUUUGGUCAGGAACCUGAGCUUGCGCCUUACCCUGCCAUAAUCGCAGCUCCUCUUGCAGAAGAAGAGCACAUCUCUUCUGCAACCUCCAUCACAGAUUAUGACAGACUGUCAUCUUUCGCCACAUCUGUGGCUGAGGACCAAUCAAUUGCCUCGGUGACGGCACCUCAAACAGAAGACGUUGUGAGGAAUUCACUCUUGUUGGACACCAUCAACAGCACUCCAUCACGUGCAGACGCUGCCCAAGGGAAGGACUAUCUCCAUUCAGCAGGCACCAUAUCCCCCACCUCCUCUCUGGAAGAUGACAAGUGCUUUAAGUCUCCGUCCUCUGAUGAGUACCAGCCUAACAUUCCAGAGAUAGAGACUGAUGCAAAGACCAAAACCGUCCACGAAGAAGAAGAUGACGAAGAAGAGGAGGAUGAAGACCAAACUCCAAAUGUUGACAUCCCUCUGGGUAAACUUCAAGAGGGCUAUGAACAAGCUGCCUCACUGAUGCACCAGGAGCAACAGAAAUCUCCCUCUACUGUCAUUCCUGCGCAGACUGUCAAGGAAGAGCAGACUCUCCUCGGCACAGAAGCGUUUAAGACUGCUGCUGACGUAAAGCCCAUCUCACCCCCUCUAUCCUUCUCCCCUGGGCUAGAAUCCCGAUCCAGGCAGGACAGUGAGGAGAGAUGCUUUAGUCCUGAUGACAGCACCAUGAAAUUGGCUUCACCCACACAAUCAGUGCCCACAAGCAGUGGUUACUCUCCAACAGAAGAAAAACCCUUUAAGCCGGAGGAAAAAGAUGAAGCACUGAAUGCCAUUAAAGCUGACGCUCAGAAAACUGACCGAUCAGUCACCAUCUCAGACAAUACCUUUAUUGGCUUGCCAGGCGACAAGACAGCUUUUGAAGCAUCGGAGGAAUCUGAUGAGGACAGUGAGGAUGAAUAUUACGCCAAAAAGGAGCUAAAGCCCACUUUAAAAGCCAAACUCAUGGAAGCAAAAGAAGGCUGCUUUUUAGAUGAUGACUUUUCAUUCGAAGGAAAAUCUACAAAGACAGAAUCAGAAGCUCUGAGUUCAGACAAGAUGCAGGUGUCUUUUAGCACAGCAGAGAAACCCAAAGCAAAGGUGAUGUUUUCUGAUGAAGACGAAAAAGAUCAUGAUUUUCCAAGUGGGGUAGGUUCUAAAACUCUUUCGGAUGAUAAAGACAAACGUGAGACAACCGGUGUUGCCAUUAAAGAGUCAGAGAAAAGUGUCCAUUUCAGUCUAUAUGAAUAUCCAGAGAAAGAGAACAGAGAGAGCAGAGAGAGAGCAGUCUACACUAGACAGGAUACACCAUAUGUUCACGGAAAAACAUUCUCUUACGGUGAUAUUUACGACAGCAAAACAAGCUCAGAGGAGUCUGACUUGUACCGAGAGGAGUCCCAAGAUAAGGUAGAAGAAAAACCUUCAAAGGAUGAAGAAGAUUUGCACACAAAUGAGUCUCCAUCACAAGACACAGAAUCAGACAAGGUGUUAGAAAAAGAACAAAGAGAGCACUCCUCCUCUCCAUGGCCAGAGCCCAAGAGUACAUCUAUCACUGAUCAAUUUAAAACAGAUGUUAAAGAAAAAGAGACAUUUAUUUAUAGUCAGACUAGUCGUUUCCCUUCAGUUGCUGACCGACCUGAAGCCUCGACCACAUGUUUGUCAUCAGAAAAGGACCAAACUCUUGGCACAACCUCAGUUAUUUCCAGCGUCGCUUCUGCAUCAGGCUACAGUGAGAAAGGUGCCUGCUUAGAGAUUGAUAUGCGAAAGCUAACAGCAAGAGAUGAGGAAGAUUAUGAUGAUGAAGUCAUCGAUGAUGACGAUGAGGAAGAAGAAGAUGAAGAGGAGGGGGACGAAGAUGGCAUUGAUUCUGACAUGGAGAAAGGUGCCAAAGAGAAAUCUGAAAAGGAAGUACAAAGUCCAGUAAGUCAAAUGUUAGCUUCAAAGAGACCUGAGUUCAUGGUUUCUAUGGCAGGGUACGGUUACAACGGUCAGAGAAAGCCGAGCGUCACCGAAACCAGCUCAGGUUCAGCGACUAAAGCUGAAUAUCAAGCUCAGACUGACUCUUCCUGUGUCAGUGAAAAGCCAGUGGAUGUAGGGGCCAAUUUGCCUAGAUACUCUUCGGGUUUUGAAUACCCGUACCGAACCGAUGAAAACGGGUCGUUUGUGUCAAGUCAGAGCGGAGACAAAGGAAAAGAAGAUUUAUCUUCAAAAUCGAAAGUGGACAGUUAUUACCAAAGCGAAACAGUUGAUACUGAAAUUGAGAAACAGAAGACACCAGAUAUUUUGAGUAAGAGCUCAUCGGAGGCAAAUUUUCAGUACACGACCACAGCUGCUGCCCCUGGCUACUCCUCCUCUUCAGCCUACAGCUACUCCUCCUCCACCUCAGGCUCCCUGUCCACCAGCCGGCAGUUUGGAGAGGAGCUGGAGACACCUGCGUCCGCCGAACCUCUCUUUGAGUACUCCUCAUUUAAAGACGAACACUCGCUUGUUAUGGAUUCUCCCUUCUCCAGUUCAGCUGGUGCCAAAGAUGAUUAUCUUGAAGUGUCUGAGAAGCAAAUCACUGUAGCAACAACGGCAGAGUCUAGUUCCAGUUUAGCUCGCUUCUCACCUCUUAGUCCUUUUGAGGAGGUCAAGUCCUUCCCAAUGGCCUCGUCUGUCGCUGCUGUUCAAGAGAAGAAGGAACAUGUAGCUCCAUUAUGUGGAGUUACUGAUAAAGGGCCUCAAGCUGACUGCUUCUAUAAACCUGAGUGGCCUGAAGAUACCAAGUUGGACAAAGCUGCUGGGUUUGGGGCCUCAGUGGCUCCCUUCGCAGACUUCUCUAUGGAUAAAGAGGCUGCCAGUGCUGCUCUGUUUGGUGUCACUUCCUCUCCUCGGCCUGACAUUGAAGGAAAGCAUUACUUUGAAGAGACCGACAGCAGUGAAGAGGAGGAUGAGGAGGCAUACACACGUGAAAUGACUCAGAGGUCUCCUUCCAGCGCUCCUACUGGUAAUCUCCCAUUCUGUGACAAGCCGGCUGCUCCAGCCUUCAGUGCAAAGACGAGUGAUGCACUUCCAGAUGUUCUUGGCUCUUACAUGUCAACACCUCUCCAGACAAGCAAGCCAGACACAACAAAUGGCCCGACAGAGGUAAGCAGCAGGAGCACCCUCCCUACGGGGGUGACUGGCGCCGGAGCACCUUCAGGCUCAGCCAGAGUGGAGUCCAGAGAGGGAGCAGCCGGGUACGUCCGCAGUUCGUAUGAGUGGGAAAUGCCCAAGCCUCAGAUGGGGAUGGUACCUGGAGACUCCCCUCCUCAUUACCGCCAUGAUGACGAGUUUGAGGAGGAAUGUGAGAUGGAGCCGGAGCAUCCUCCUCGCCCACUUUCACUUGCUUCACCUGAUCAGCAGUUCCGCUCACCAUUCUAUGCAGAAGAGUGCAGCCGAGGCGAGCAGGAAGAUGAUGAUGAUGAUGAUGAUAAUGACAGUGAUCAGGACUUACCCAUAGGAGCAACCUCUUCUUACACCAGCCGCACCUCUCCUGGAUACUCUUCCUCCGAAUUCAGGCAGCGCAAAGAAGACCUGUCACCAUCCUUCAUCAACCCCUGCAUGAGGCGGCUUUCCAGCGAUGAGGACGAUGAGGUGGAAGGCCGCAGGAGCGAUCAGUCACAGGAAGGGGAUGAACAUGACCUGUCAGUCAAGAGGAGGGCUCACAAGCAACCCCAUAUUCACCAGUCCCACAGCAGGGACAGCAGCUCUCUGCAUCAGUCUGGUGGUAUGCCUGCAGGAAUGAGUCUGGCCACAGAGGACACUCCGCCCACCUCUGUCAGCGAGUCUUUACCCUCUCAGUCAGAGUCAGAUCUGCAUCCUGGCACUGCAGAGUACCCAUCGAUUACCGGUGAAGGCAACAUGGACUCAGAUGAGGAUGGAGAAUACAUGCCGAUUGAUAAAUCUGCCACAGGGCGAGGUAGCCAUCAUUCUAUCUCCAGAAGAAGCCAUGACCCUCCUCCUGCUUCCCUUCUAGACCGCUUCCCUCAUCCACCCCACCCAGAUGUCUGCAUGGUGGAUCCUGACUCUCUAGGCAAUGGCUCUCUGAAGAAGGAACCGAAAGCAAAAAGUCUGAAGAAGUCUUCAGGCAAAACAAAAUCAGCAUCUCCAGCAAGGCGUAAGAGGUCUCCAAUGCCUGUUAAACAGACGCCGUCACCUCGGAGUGCUUUGCUGAAGAAAAAGGAUGCAGACAAAAGCUCGUGUGUGUCUCGUCUGUCAGAUGGACAAGGCUCCAAGGACGAUGACCUCUCAAGGUCAAGCUAUAACCCCAGCAAAGGGCUGACAAAUGGGGUCAAAACCAGCUCAGGUUCCCAGAAGUCCGGCACGGCGGCCGCCUCCGGCCUUCCGAUUUAUGUGGAUCUAGCCUACAUUCCCAACCACUGCAGUGCUAAGAACGUGGACCAGGAGUUUUUCAAACGCAUUCGCUCUGCCUACUAUGUAGUGAGCGGCAACGACGCUGCAGGAGGCGAACCUGGCCGAGCGGUCCUCGAUGCUUUGUUGGACGCCAAAGCUCAGUGGGGAUCAAACCUGCAGGUGACGCUGAUCCCGACCCACGACACAGAGGUGACGCGCGACUGGUACCAGCAGACCCACGAGAGGCAGCAGGAGCUGAACAUCAUGGUUCUGGCCUCCAGCAGCACCGUGGUCAUGCAGGACGAGUCUUUUCCAGCCUGCAAGAUUGAGUUUUAGGAUUCCUCUCUGCAAAACCUCCCUGCUGUAGAUCUUUUCUGGUUCUUCUUUUCUGUAUCCUGAUAUGCAACCCGAUGUGUCUCUGCUUCGGUGGUUUAUGCCACACGGCGAAGCAGAGGCAGAUCUGGAGAACUUUUUUUUAGUGUUUUUGUUGAUUUUUAAGCUUGGUGUGACCAUGGCCAUUGGAGUUCCAAUGGUACUUUUCAGCUAGUCGUCAUUUCCCUCUGGAUUAGUAAAAAUCAUGAAGAUGUCUGCUGCACCAUAGCCCUGAUCGUUUUCACAUUUAAUCAUUUUACAACCACAAACUUCAAAGUGUUUUAUAGGAACUAAAAUGAAUUCAGAGUCUUUGCUUUUAUCUAAACCUUCCCAUAAGUCAGUGGUUCCCAAAGGUUUUCUGGGCCCCCGCUGCAUCACAAUAAAAUCCCCAAAGUGUGGCGCGCCCCAUACGUUGGGAACCACUGCCAUAGGUUAUCGUUCUCAAGUCUUCUUGUCUUUAGCAAGAAGACAAGCUUCACUGGUCGGAGUGAAAUUUUGAUGCUCAUAAAUAAAGAAGAAAAGCACCCCACAGCAUGAUGCUGCCAUCACCAUUUUAGGUGAUUUAUCAGGGUAACUGGUUGCACUGGAUUUAAUUUUGGAGUUGCAGGGUGUUUUUGACUCAGUUCGAUUGGGGACCAAAGUUGCAACAAUUUUUUUUUACAUUUUCAGCCAUGUUCUAGGCAACCAACAAAGAUUUUUAAAAUUUAUUUUAACUGUUUCUUUUUUAACCAGAAUAAAAAACCCAUUGAGAUCAAAGGAAGGAAGCCUUGGGCAAGAGGCAGCAACAAGUACAAAAAAACAAACAAACUGAAGAAACGUCAAGGAAUGAAGGAAUUAAUAAAGAAUUUCUUUAAGAAAUUCAAGAAAAUACUUGCAGCCAGGAGACCUGACAAACCAGCACCCUGCCCUGGGAAUUAAAAGUGUCUACACACCGGUAGUCUGGUAAACUCAGUUUGAUUGGGACCAAAAUUGUAACAUUUGUUGCAUUUUCUGCGUUAAACGAAUCAAAACCUUUUGAAAAAAGAACCUGUUGGGGGCGCUGCACCAAGAAUCACUGAAGAAAACGACACAAAAACCUCAGAAGAAGACACUGAACGCAACAUCCUUCUUCAUAAAAUGUAAACAAAAAUGAAGUAGUGUCAGGCUUUAGCAGUUGUAGGAUUUCUAUUUUGUUGUUAGCAAAACACCAUGAGUCAUUUCUCCCGCUAGUGCUAGAAUAGCAUGUUUGUUUGGGUUGUAUUUACCCAGAAUGCCCUGCAGGGUAAUCUGUUCUCUGCCUUUCUGUUUGGCGUUCAGAUAUGCAUUCGAACUGAAAUGAGACUUUAGCUUUGAGGCGGAUCAGAUUUCACCAUUUUGGUCCAGAUGAGAGUUUGAUAAGACGGUUACGCCUCCCAAAUGAUCCCGUCUUUCAACAUGCAGAGUGGAUGAAACUCUAAAUUUAUACAAGUCCAAAAUGUUCAACUUUUGAAACUCAUAACUUUCCAUGUUUUUGAGAAUAUUUUUAAGAUUAAUCUCAAAAUUAGAUUUUUUUGUCUAGCAAAAUUUCAAAUUUAAAUAAACCCCCCCAAAAAAACUGAAAAAUGUGAGAUUUAAUGGCAUAAAUGCAAUUUUUUUUCUCCCUAGAAUGGCCAUAAUCAAGUACAGAUCCACUCCACACUUUCUAGAUUUUAUCCUUUAAGAAUUCUGAAACCCCAUCCAUCAUUUUCUUGCUAUGCUACAACAACACACUAUGUCUAUGAUAUAAAGUCCAAAUAAAAUGCAGUGAAGUGUGUGGUUGUAUGAUGACAGAAGGUGGAAGAUUUUCCAAGGCUGCUCCUCUAAACUGUCGCGGUAGAAGCACAAAUUUGAAGAAAUCAAAGCAGCAGUUCUCCAUUUUUUCAGCUAAUACCAGUCGUGACCUUCUCUGGCAGAGGAAUACAAACAUUAAUAAAUUGAUCAAAUAAAUACAAAUCCUCCGAUUCCCAUUGCUUAAAAUGAGAUCCAGAAACAUAAAAAAAAAAAAAUCUUAUUCGAUUGUCAUUUUUUGCUCUUUUCUCUGUUGAAACAGUGACAGUGUUUAGUUUUUGGCUUCCCGGUGACAUAGACGGAUAGAAAACUAGAUCCCAGCGCUCCUUUUAGACUAUAUUUGUUGUAGCAAUGGGAAAUUAAUAAUCAAAAAUCUGUAUUGUAGUGAGUUCUGAUAUUUCUACUGUUCUCUCAAACCAGUUCAAACCUUCCUGAUGGCUGUUCUUUCUUACGGUGAAGCUCUUCAUAACCAUUUCUGUGGUCUUUGAUGUACUUUUCCAGUUAGCCGGUCGUCACAGAGGCUGCGCAGAGCGCUGCAAGCAUGUUUAUGUCAUGACAUCCUGAAGCUCAGAUAAACAAGAGGCUUUUACAGACCAGCGUGUUAAAGAAGACGAUGGCUGUUUUGGUUGAUGGGAGACCAUCGCCCCACAUGUGCCUUUCUGCGGUUCUGGAAGAAAAACGGGCGGCGGAGGCCCGAGAUGUCGGUAUGAAAUGAAAGCGAAACACAGGGCUGGUCCAAGCCUUUCUGGGCUCCUGAUCCCAACAUGUCAACACCAGACGCUUCACUGUUUCUAUGCCGUAAUCAUUAGCAUACUGUAUUAGCUUACAUCAUAUCAGUGUUUUAUGGCUGUUGAUUCUAAUGGUACAGAAGCAACAAACUAAAGAAAAACAUUUAGAUUUUGAAAUGUAUAGUUGUACACUGCAAAAACAAAAACUCUGACUGCUUUUUGUCUAGUUUCUAGUGCAGUUAUCUUAGCACACUUCAAAUAAGACAAAACUCACUAACAAAUAACUUUUCACAAAGAUAACUGAAUUUGAUUUGAUGAAAUCUACUAAAAGUACAAAUUAACUGCUAAUUGCUUCAGGAAUCAGUGUUGCAUAGCAAAAAUAAAAUCUUACCAAGUAAUUUUUUAAUCUAGUUUGUCCUGUAAAUUAAUUAGUACAGUAACUUACAAGUAACUUUUCAGCAAGGAAUAGGAAUAAAUAAUUCCUUAAUAUAGAUGAAUUCUCGUUCCAUUGUCAGAUUUUUUUCACCUUUUGUAAAUGAAAUAAUCAGCCGAUGGAGCAAGUAGUUCUUCAUCAACAUUAAGGAAUUAUUGACUGAAAGAUCCUUACGAGUUAGUUUUUUAAGUGUUUUAGGAUGACUGUAAUAGGAGAAAUACUUGGCAGGAUUUUCUGUUUUUGCAGUGUAUUUAAGUGUGUCAUAUUUUAACUAUUUAAAAGUAACAUCAGCUGAUAAACACUAACAAUAAAACUGUGUUAUUAUUACAGUUGAUAUUAUAUUUCACCAACAGAGGCAGCAGAAAUGAACAGGAUGAUAUUAAUUGUGAUUUAUGUAACAAAAAACAAUAUGGGAAUUUUUUUCCACGUGUAACAGAAUCUGGUUUGUGUUAUUAAAUUGUAUUUAAAAUAAAUACAAUUUAUCUUAGUGCCCCCUGGUGGUGUGGGGGCUCUAAGCAGCUGCUUAACUCUCGUAUGCCUUGGGCCGGCCCUGGUGAAACGGCACUUUUAAAGCACCAACUCAGAGUUUCAGCUGCCACUUUAAAAAGCACAAGGCAAACCAGUGAGCAAAGCUUUCUCUUUGAAAGUAACAUUUUAGACUUCAUUUGUUAAAUUUGAUGAAAUGCCAGUGAACCUCCAGCUAAUUCAUUUAAUUCCAGCUCAUCUGCUGAUGCAUGCACAGGAGCUGCAUGCGACGACAUGUAAACGAAAGGCCACGGUUUGUUGCACCCGAUCGGCCUGAAUGUGAAGAUGCAGAUUAUACCUUUAUGUUCUCCGCGGAGGACUCGGAUCUCCUGGUUGCCUUCGUUACACAUCAUGUAACAUCUGUAACGCCUGCGGAGAGACGUCAACGUUUAUGCUUUCUGCUCAGAUUUACAAAAAGGGUCAAAGUUCACGUUACCUCACUCUUGCAUUCCUGUAACAAUCGAUUGAUCAGUCAAAGCCCAAACUGCCAGACCUGAGGUGCUCUCUUCACUCAUCCAAACACAUUUCAUCUGUUAUCCACAUUUAUCUGCAUCCAGACACCUGACUGCUGCAUUAAAAUGAAUUUUAAAAAAAUCAGAAAUAAGCACCACCCUGCGUUGGAUUGACCCCGGCUUGUUUGUGCAUGCGUACCUUUUGAGUUCUCCUGUAUUGACAUGAAAACGACUCAUUAUUGAAAUGAUGUUUUCCAUGAUGUGGUUUUGAGAAGCUAAAAGUGUCCAGUUUGAAGGAGGCAGAUGUAACCUGGCUUUGCUGUGCGGUAAAGAGCCUUGUGAGGGUUUUCCUCUCCUUCCUGCUUCAUGGUUCUUCUUUCAUCUCUUAAUUUAAGUGCAAUAUUCUCUUUAUCUCUAUUUAAAUGCUUAUAAAAGGUAAAAUAGAAGUCAGAUUUAUUGUUGGGAGGCAUAAAAGCGUGUUGAAGACAAAUAAAAAUGUCAUUUACUGAAA